Stegastes partitus (bicolor damselfish) is the source of this 2298-nucleotide messenger RNA. RefSeq names its product PI-PLC X domain-containing protein 1-like. Bases 79 to 1029 code for a protein of 316 amino acids. Gene Ontology annotation, biological process: lipid metabolic process. The record is from RefSeq and is a predicted model, not a curated record. The transcript is spliced from 7 exons. NCBI's taxonomy places the organism in Eukaryota, Metazoa, Chordata, Actinopteri, Pomacentridae. Gene Ontology annotation, molecular function: phosphoric diester hydrolase activity.
AGUUGUUUCCGCGCUUCGGCGCUGUCAUAUCCGAGGUAAUACAGGGAGGCUGGGGGAUUGCCUCGGCAGGAAUUUAGGAUGCCUGCACGGAAGGGCAAAGGAAAAGAAGCAAUGAGCGACUGGAUGUCACAGCUACCACCUGAACUUCACACCGUUGCGCUCUAUGAUCUGACCCUACCAGGAAGCCAUGACUCAAUGAGUUAUGACUUGGAUAUCAACUCCUCUAUAAUAGAACCUGAUGGACUAAGAAGGUUCAGCAAGAUUUAUUGUGUGCGUAAAAUAGUGCGCAAAUGGGCCAUCACUCAGGAAGCGACCAUCACAAAGCAACUGGAUGCAGGAGUUCGCUACUUGGACCUGAGGAUCGCACGCAAGCCAAAUGAUACCGAUCCCACAAGGCUUUACUUUUACCACGGGCUGUACACACGAACUGAUGUGGAGACUGUUCUCAAAGACAUAAAGGACUGGGCAGAGGGACAUCCGAAAGAAAUUGUCAUCCUAUCAUUAUCCAACUUUAAAGGGUUUGACAAAAAAAAUGAAAAGCAACUUCACACCCAUCUUCUCAACUUCAUCAAGACCUUGUUUGGAGCCAAACUCGUCUAUACGUGGGAAAAGCCCACCCUGAAGGGUUGCUGGGACCAAGGCAGAAACGUCAUAGUUUCAUACGACUAUCGAGCACAUAAGCACAAUGAUAUAUGGAAAAAAAUAAAUUAUUACUAUGGCAACAGUAUGGACCCUGCAAUAAUUGAAGCAAAACUCUGUCAAGUUCUGGAAAAGGAAAGGCCUGUGCAACAUUUCUUCGUAUGUGGCUUGAACCUGACGCUGCCACAUGACGCCAGGAUCCUCAAGUACGUCCUUCGCAUGUGCGACAACCUCGUCAACGUCAUACAGAGGAGUCUGCCGAAGCUGCUGCGAUGGGUGAAACAGCAGUCCUGCAAAACACCGAUGAACAUUGUUGCCUCAGACUUGGUGACUCGUAACAACUUUGUCUCGACGAUUGUUGAGCUCAAUUCGAAAAAGGCGAAAGCAUGAUGAAAACACUGCAGCACAAAGUGCUGUGUGCCAACGCUGAUGUAACAGAUUUACUGUUAUAUAUGUGACGGAGAGUGUUUUAGGAGUCUGGUUUGACUCAGGUCCAAUCUGAAUCCGCACUCUAACAGUCUGUCAAGUGCAUAAAAUGCUAUUAUGAGGUCUUUCUAUGAGUCCAUCUAUCUGUGGACUUUUCUGAAGGACUUGCACACAUAGACAGGCAUGGAUGGUGUACGGAAGUAUGGCAAGCUGUUUUCACAUCUAAUAGCUAGACUGGAACAUAUCUGUAAUUCACUUCUUCCUGGUCUAAAAGAACAUUUCAGAUAUCCACAAUGUCACACAGAAGUAAAUAUCAUCAUUGUGUAUUGGGUUUCUCAUGACAGAUACCCACAAUUCAGCUUCAGAUUGCAGAUAUCUGCGGCUGGAUUAUGACUAGUUGUGAUCUCAGUUUCAGAUAUCUGUUUAUCUGAUUCUGAAUAUGUAUAAUUUUGAUUCAAAAUGUCUUUAAUUCCUCGCAAGUCAAGAUAUCUGUAGUGUCCUUUUUCAGAUAUCUGAACUUAAAUUUGAAAUAGUUAGAAUGAUGCUGCAGAUAUCUUGAACUGGAAUUCUUCCUUGUCAAAAUGUAACUACAGAAAUCUUGAAUUCAAAUUUUGACUCGGCGAAAGAAUGCUGCCAGUAUGUGUAGUUAUGUCUAAUGCAACGGCAACAGGGAGGUGGAGCUUUUUAAACUUACUACGCAACCCAGUCCCACGGCAAUUCGUGAAAUAACGAAUUGCCGUGAGAUUGGGUUGUACUACGGUACUUCAACCACAAGCACAUUUGACAUAAGCUCUUUCUAUUUCAUGUCAUUUUCUAAUGAAAUGAAAUGAAAAAUACUUUAUUUAUCCCAGAAGGGAAAUUCAAUAAUGAUCUUAACCCUCCCAGCAGCUGCCUUUACUUCUGCUAACACUUUUCAAACACUUUGCUAGAUCAAUAUCCAACAGGAAGUCUUGUCUAAGUGGCAUAAUUUACAACAAUUGACGUCUGAGACGUCUACAACUAUUUUGAUUAGUCCAGCUACUAUGUGUUAAAAUCACUUGCCAUAAUCAAUGAUCCCUGUUCUAUUUUUAAUAACAUUUCUAGCCUUCACCAGCUCACACACUCAAGCUCUGAAGCUGUGCCGUCAGCUAAAUCUGUAAGAGUUGUGCUUGUGAACAUUUACUGUCUGUGAAUGUCAUCUCUAUUAUAGAUUCUAUCAUAUGAGUCCAUUCAAUAAAGUGAUGCAUACAUGCA